CACGUACAGAGAGAGCAUCCACGUCACGUAGCCGGCAGCCCCUCCAGCCACAAAUCGUCAUGCUCCUCAUCCGCACGUGUCCUCCUCCUUCCCCGCACCCUCCCUCUGUCCUCCCUCCUAGUCGGCCUCACCUGGGGAUUCGCCCACAGAUAGUCAGGCACCCACUGGAUCGACCUCGCCCGCGGCGCAAACGCCCUCCUCUGUCGGUUGAACGGCGCGAUGUUCCUGGCGACGAAAUCAUGUCGCUCCGACAGUCGAUUAGCCAGAUAGGCCCGCCACUCCAUCUCCCUCUCCCCCUCCCUCUCCCUGCUGCUUAUCGGACUCACCCCCGCCCCUGCCCCACCCACGCCAAUCGAUGCAGCCGACGAGAUGCCGCCCUCCUCCUCUGUCCUGGGCUGCUGCACAGACGGGGCAUAGCCGCGGUGCGAGGACGGCAGAGCCGAUGGUCGCUGAAGGGCCAGAGCGGCUUGUGUCAUGUGUAUUUGGCGUCGGCGGACGAUGGGCGAGAGGGAGGGGUCGGGGGGCUGCGGUUUCUCUUUCUCGUGUGUCGUGUGCGCGUGCGCGGAGCAGGCAGUAGGCAGGGGCUGGAUAUUGGCAUGCUUCUCUUCGCUUGUCAAUGGCCUCGAUGCUUGGCGCGAAGGCUGCCGAAUGGGCUUCUCAUUCUCGGCUUUGGCUGCUUCUGGCCUCGCCGCUCUCUCGUGUCUCUCCCGCGUCUGCACCAUCAGCCGCGAGCCCUCAUGACCUUCACUCCUCCCUCCUCCCCUCCCCUCUGUCGCCACAUUCUCGUCUCCCCCUCUGCCGUCACCCAUCAUGUGCAUGAGCUGCAGCCGCUUAAGCUGCAUGUGCUCCCUCAGCCGCUCGCGAGGGCUCCUGGGUCUCGGCCCAGGCACACCCCUGCCCGGCACAGGCCCCCAGUCGUGGGCCGCUUUCCACGGUCGGGGGGGAGUGGGGGGGGCCACUUGUUGCCUCUGUGCGUGUGUCAGAGGGGCGGCCGAUGUGACCGAACUCUCUUGGUCGACAGUGUCCGUGGAGCGACGGGCACGGCGUCUUCGGCGACGCUCGGCAGCCAGACGAGCGCUGAGAGAGAUCCAAGGGGGAGGAAGGAUGAUUCGAUUCCAUGUUGGCGCGUCUGCGUGUCUGCGCUCACCAGACGACGCUGGCAGAGUCCAUGUAGUAGACAGACGGCAAGGACGAAGCCACACACGAGUCCUCCUCCCCAUCGGCGUCUCCCAUUUUGUCUUCGUCGUCAUUCUCAGCCUCUAGCACAUCAUCGAGCAGCCUCCCAGUGGGCGACUGCAGUCCAUACCGGCUUUCACCAUCACCCACUUGGACACGCGGCGGCUCCAUCCCCCUCCUCUCGUCAGGUACCUCCAUUUGCAGUGUCCGGCUGGAGACAUCGUCGCAUCGCUCGCCUCGUGUCUGCGUCGGACUCCUCCGGCUGGCCAGCCUCUCGCGGAAGAACUGCACGCCAGGCGGCUGUUGCCGAGCAUAGGACAGGAGGCACUUGUGCUUGAGGGGGAAGUACGAGGCACCGUAGGGAGGGGAGAACGGGCCGCCGGAGAAGGACGGCGUGUCCAUUUUCCGCUGGUAGUCGCUCCUUU
Molecule: messenger RNA, 1601 nt
Organism: Vitrella brassicaformis
Lineage: Eukaryota; Vitrellaceae
Source: the annotation of a GenBank genome assembly